ACUUGCCUUGUCAACAGCUGUGUGACUUCAUCGGGUUUUGUGUUGGCGUCCAUUACUGUAAGCCUACUCAGUACUCAGACAGCGCUUGACAAGAACUCUUACCAGAGGAGUAAAAGUUCAACAGCUGGUGGAGUUCAGUGCACAUGAGUGUGAAAAGGAAAACUAUGAGCACUUUUUUCUCUUAUUCAGUUGUAUAAAUCUGUGAAAUGGGUAUACUGUUUUCCAAGUUGUGGAGUUUAUUCGCAAAUGAAGAGCACAAGAUCAUCAUUGUUGGACUCGACAAUGCUGGAAAAACGACUAUUUUGUACCAGUUUUUGAUGAAUGAAGUUGUGCACACUUCCCCGACCAUUGGCAGCAAUGUUGAGGAGGUUGUAUGGAAGAACAUUCACUUCCUGAUGUGGGACAUUGGUGGCCAGGAGUCUCUCAGAGCGUCAUGGAAUACUUACUACACCAACUCAGAGUUCAUCAUCAUGGUGAUAGACAGCACAGACAGAGAGAGGUUGUCCAUCACCAAGGAAGAAUUGUACAAGAUGUUGGCACAUGAGGAUCUGCGCAAGGCAGCCGUACUGAUCUAUGCCAACAAGCAGGAUAUCAAAGGCUGUAUGUCACCAGCGAAAAUCUCGCAACAGCUUAACUUGACUGCUGUGAAAGAUCACGUGUGGCACAUACAAGCCUGCUGUGGCCUUACUGGCGAGGGGUUAUACCAAGGCUUGGAGUGGAUAACCUCUCAUAUACGUCGGCGGUGACAAUACUCUGACAAAUUUUGAUGUUCAUUUGAUUUUUGGUUCUUAUGGAAGUAUGCAUUGAAUAAUGUUAGGAACAAAUGUAUUUAGCUCGAGGACUAAAAGAUCAGAAUUGUUUUGCUUGAAAAUGAAUACUGUCAUGCACUCUUUAGUAAUGGUCGAGGACUUUGAUGGUGAUGGUAAACAAUGAAUUUUAUACCAUUUUUUUUUCUGGUCGGAGAAUGUUGGUGCCAUGUGUCAGUGAGCAGGUGAAUGUAGUGUGCGGGUGUAUGGCAGCAUUUUGAUGUUUCAAGGUGAGGCUUUUACUGUUGUACACAGCCGCAGAAGUCUCUUCUUGACACACAUGUAUGGUGUUUUUUGGCAUUUAUUCUCUUUCUUGGGAUGUUACACCUGAUUUGUUCAAAAUACAGAAGAAAGCACAGUUCAAAGUAGUUCUCAUUGCACCGUGUUUUGCCUUAAUGUGACAAAUUUCCAUGGAGACUGCGGAUUUUUUACCCCUCUGGCUACCUCAGGCUGUCUGUGAAUUGUUAGGAGUGGUCUUCAAUUUGUGGUUUCUAUGUAUCCAGAUAAUCAUUUUCAGUCGAAGGAUCUCCUGAACUUUGAUUUGUCUUACAUCCUUUCAAAAUAGAUAUAAAUCACUAAGAAAGGCUAUUGAUUUAUAGAUGUAUAUACUUGUAAAAUUGCCUUUUUUUUGGGCUUUUCCAUUAGUUAACCCUGCUGAUACUAAUGGGUACAUUGGUAGAGUUGCUAUAUAAAUUACAGACAGACCACAGUACGAAGAGACUGGUAACAGUGCAAAAAUCGAAAGGUGGAGUAGAUCGAUUUGGCACUGAGAAAGUUGUCAUGAGUAAAGAAGACUGGAAAUAUUAGAAAUUCUUUUUUUAGCAACCAUGGCAAGUUUAGCAAAAUUUCCAUGAAUGAAUUAGAACUCACAUGUUUUGUUUUGUGUAAAGGCUUAAGACGUACGGAAGCUCAGUGGCCCUGUCCUUUUAAAUCUAAGCUAAUGGAGGCAGCAGGGUUAAGAUCAUAUUAUGUCUACAUUUGAAAUUGUCUGUUCUCUGCAAAUAUAAUAAUAUUGCUACAGCAUGUUGGCUUUCCAAGGUGGGUUUUAGCUGCAUUUUCAAUAAUUUACAUCUUAUUUGGAAUGGUCAUGUGAUAUUUGAUAAUCUCAACUAUGUCCUGACUUUCCAUGUUAUGUUUGCCUCUAAGUAGUUUUUACGCCUUCCUUUCUGAUUCUGUCUACACCCUUAGAGACCAUCAAGCUUAAUUUGACCAGAGUCUGUGGUGUAAUUGUUUGGCUCUUUUCCACUUCAGG
This is a messenger RNA of Aplysia californica (California sea hare), 2058 nucleotides long. Its product is annotated as ADP-ribosylation factor-like protein 5B. The transcript is spliced from 7 exons. The record is from RefSeq and is a predicted model, not a curated record. NCBI's taxonomy places the organism in Eukaryota, Metazoa, Mollusca, Gastropoda, Aplysiida, Aplysiidae. Gene Ontology annotation, cellular component: trans-Golgi network; cytoplasm. The coding region runs from base 207 to 746 and encodes 179 amino acids. Gene Ontology annotation, biological process: protein localization to Golgi membrane; intracellular protein transport; vesicle-mediated transport. Gene Ontology annotation, molecular function: GTP binding; GTPase activity.